Schistocerca nitens (vagrant locust) is the source of this 6488-nucleotide messenger RNA. Its product is annotated as facilitated trehalose transporter Tret1-2 homolog. Lineage: Eukaryota; Metazoa; Arthropoda; Insecta; Orthoptera; Acrididae. The record is from RefSeq and is a predicted model, not a curated record. The transcript has 8 exons. Gene Ontology annotation, cellular component: membrane. The coding region runs from base 8 to 1729 and encodes 573 amino acids. Gene Ontology annotation, molecular function: sugar transmembrane transporter activity. Gene Ontology annotation, biological process: carbohydrate transport; transmembrane transport.
GCCCGGGAUGCGGAGCUUGUGGAGGCGCUGGCCCUGCGGCCUGCGGGCGGGCGGCGAGCCCUCGGAGAAGCACGCCAUCCUCGACCCCUACGCGUGCCGCCCGGCGCCACCACAGCACGACUACACCAACCAGCUGCUGCUGGCGAUGGCGGCCAGUCUGGGCUACCUGACCGUGGGGCUGGUGCGCGGCUUCUCGUCGCCUGGGGUGCCCUCCAUGCAGCAGACGACGCCCUGGCUCGUCCCCGACGACGACGCCGUCUCCUGGGUCAGCUCGGUGCCGCCGCUGGGCGCGUUCGUGGGCAGCCUGGCGUCGGGCCCGCUGCUGCAGCGGCUCGGCCGCAAGCGCACCCUCAUGAUCAGCGCGCCGCUCUUCGUCGCCUUCUGGGUGCUGCUCGCCUUCUCGCAGAACUACGCCAUGCUCUUCUCCGCGCGCAUCCUCACCGGCUUCUGCGCCGGCAUCUCCAUCCCGUCCGCCCAGGUCUACGUGAACGAGAGCGCGCACGCGCGCGUGCGCGGGGUGCUGGGUUCGCUGCCGGCGCUGUUCAUGUCGGGCGGCAUCCUGCUGGCCUACGUGCUGGGCGCGUGGCUGCCGUGGCAGGCGCUGGCCGGCGCGUGCGCAGUGCCGCCCGCGCUGCUCUUCCUGUCGCUGCUGCCGCUGCCAGAGUCGCCCGUCUGGCUGGCCGACCGCGGCCGACACGCGGACGCCGCGCGCGCCAUGGCCUGGCUACACCGCGACAGCGUCUUCGGUGGCGACCCAGCCGCCUCCCCGGAGCCACCAAUGGCGCUCAGGGCGGUCAAGUCAGACGGCGGCGGCGUCAGCAGCGGCGUCUUCACUCUCAGUGACGACACGCCGCCUCCGUACAACGGCACGCAACAGGAGGCGGCAGCACCAGAAAAGGAGAAGGAGAAGGAGACAGCCUCCAGCAAGGGCGCGUCGGCCGCCCAGGAGGGCAGUCCCUUCAGCCGAAGGGCGCUGCUGCGCAGGCCCGUCCUCAUCCCGCUGGCCCUCUCGCUCGCCCUGCUCGUCUUCCAGCAGCUCAGCGGGAUCGACUCCGUGGUGUUCUACACGGUGAUGAUCUUCGAGAGCGCCGGCAGCACGCUGGACGACCACGUGGCCACCAUCAUCGUGGGCGCGGUGCAGCUGCUGGCCAACGUGGCGGCGCUGUUCGUGGUGGACCGCGCCGGCCGCCGCCCGCUGCUGCUCGCCUCCGGGGCGCUCAUGGCCGUCUCCAUGGCGGCGCUCGGCGCCUACUUCAACCUGCAGGAGCAGAACCGUGAGGAGGGCCUGGAGCUGCUACCGCUGGCCAGCCUGGUGGUGUUCAUGCUGGGCUACUCGCUGGGCUACUGCACGCUGCCCUUCCUGCUGAUGGGCGAGCUGCUGCCGGAACGCCAGCGCGGACCGCUCAGCUCGCUCGCCGGCUCCUUCAACCUUGCCUUCAUGUUCGUCGUCAUCAAGACCUUCCACAACUUUCAGCAACUGCUCGGCAACGACGGCACCUUCUGGCUGUACGGCGCCAUGUGCCUCGCCAGCUGCGCCUUCGUGUGGCUGCUGGUGCCCGAGACGCGCGCCAAAUCGCUCGCCGAGAUCGAGCAGUUCUUCGAGGACAGCAAUCAGGCGCGAAAGGAGAAGCGCGCCGCUGCCGCCAGGGCGGUCGUAGUCGCCGCCGGCGGCGCUGACGUCGCCGGCGGUGCACCGGAGAAGACUGCCCAGCCGGCGGGAAGCAGCUAACGCCGGGACAUCGCUCCCGGGCGAUCGUGAUUAAUGUUCCUGUACAAGCGACUCUCCGUUACAGUGAAGGACUGGUCAUUUUAUCGUGGUCGCUGUCUUUUGGCGACUUCAUUAUGUAGAACUGAAGGUUUCCAAGUCACCGCCGAUUAACUUGCCUAGAGCACAUCAGGUCAAAAAGUGGAUCAGUCUGUAGCUGUACUACACAUCCACCUCCACCUACUACCAGCAGCCAAUGAAAUAUCGUCUUCCGCUGGGCACCUAGCCAAACACCACUGUGGACAGCGAUAUCUUCUCUCCUCCAGACUACACUGUGGCAAUAACUUAUUGCUGUCCACAGCGUCACUUUAUGAAGUACGGCGAUACAGAAGGUCGCUUCCCCUCUCUGUCAACGUGCAUACGGAACGUAUUCCCUUCCAUGCUGUACUAUUUUUUACUCUCUCUGUGUGGUAAGCCUUCCGACAUGGCAUUUACUAUACAGAGCGUGAACGAUAACCGGUAGCAACAUAAGACAGUGGUGUAGAAAAAGUCGAGACACACAAUUUGAGACAGACAUUCACGGUCUGUAAUGCUGGAAAAUAACUCAAAGUGGUCUACCACGCUACCAGAUAAGUCAGCUAUUUCGUCAACAACUUUUCUGUGAGGGUAAUGAAAGAAAAAAAAAACUUUUGUGAAUGUUAUGCAAAAGCUUAUUACAAUUGCAGUUCGACUUAAAUUUAAGCCUCACUAGUUAGGUAGUAAGAAGGCCAGACAAAUAAAAUGACUUAAUUGUCAAUUUUAUAGUAUGAAAAUUCAGAAAACUGUCAGGCAAAAUUUACACAAAUGUCAAUUCUACAACUUAUAAGUACACAACUGUCAACUAAGCCAAUGGUGAAACAGCCAAGUCAGCUCGGUGAGUUAGUGUGAUGGCUUAUUCACCUAAAGAUGGCGGCUAGGUGGACUGCAGAAAUAUUGUGUCAAGAUGGUGAUAUGUUCCAGCUGGAGACCCGACAUGAAUAUCAAGAGCAGAAUGUCUCGAAUCUGGCUAAUAAUUCCUGUAAUUUCCUAUUUUUGCACAGUGUAGGAGGUAGCGGCAUGAAUAACAUACUAAAAAUCCUGACUAGUAAGAACAGAGUGUUGUGGUGGGGGUGAAUUUGGAGGUCACUGUGGUACAUUGUCCUUGAACAACUUGAAAUCCGCAGCUUCUAGUGAAAAUGUAUUCCAGUACAGAAUUAAAGUACAUUAAAUUUCCUACAGAUAAGGUUCUAUUCAUUUUUUUCUCUAGGGUCGUAGUUUCUGCUAUGAGAACGAGGGAAUUUUGAAAAUUUCCAGCGAUACGCAGGCGCUGUUGCUUACUUGGUUUCUGUAGACCAACCUAUGUUAGUUUCCCGACUUGAUAGUCCACAAGUGUCCAAAAUCAAAUUGUUCGUCUCGACCUUCCCUACACAAGAGCUGUCCAACCACACAGCCCAAAGCAAGUAUCAAUGCUGCUCAAGAAGAAUGCACCUGUCACACGAUAGGGGGAAAAAUCAUAAAAUUCCGUUUGUGUAAAGGAAUGAUAAACUGAAUAUUUUCAAUCUGAAACUCCUGCCAUGCCAUGCUAUUCUCUCUUUGAUCGUUACUGCUUUUUUUUCUUCUCUUCACGUAUAUUAUGCGGCCCAAAAGUACUCAUCUUCUUCCAAUGUGGCUCAAGUAAGCUAAAAUAUUGGACAUCCCUGCUGUAAAUCAUUAUUGAACGUUGUAAACAGGAACUGUUUACACCAUGUAGUACCGCCUUACUGAUUCUUCUAUCGACAAUUCUAUCCUAAUAUUGGAAUAAUGUUAGGAAGCUCUGAAACGUUAUAAGAAGACCAGGAAGGGCGCAGUGAUAUGAUACAAAAUAGCCAAACAAGAUUUUAUGCAAGUGGGUUGGUUAUUUAUCAAUGCAACAGCAAACAUUCAGAUUCCAUACCCAUUGAAUAAUUAACUGUUGCACAUAUAAUUAAUAGAUGUUUAUCACACAUUCUACAGGAAUACUUUAUACCUCCCCUCGAUUUCUCUUUUGGAUUGGUUGAAUAGCUAGUCAGUGAUAGUGCAUGAACUGGGCACUUAACUGAGUAAAUGAGACACACACUUAUCUAUCUUUUUCUUUCAAUGGAAAAUCUUUUGAGUCGCAUGACUGGAUUCUCUAGCUGUGUUCCUUUAUCAAAAUGCUUAUUUCUGAAUACUUUCUUCACUUAUUGUUUUCAUUACUCCUGGUACGUAAUCAGUACAAUCUGCAUACUAGUGUGAUCUCUUUGGCUGUUAUUGUAGAGGAGGUGAUGCAUCUUUUCAAUAUCUUCUAUCUGUGUUUCUGUUUCUUUCAGUCAACAGUCUGUCAGGGCUUCACAUGAUUCGCCAGUCCUUUCUAGUCUUCACCAGGUUAUUCAUUUCUACAUUGUUACUUUGGACUUUGUCCUCGUUCUUCAUGCUGUCACAAUUACAGUCAUUCAUUUACUUUAUGGGUUUUACAGUCUGCAGCUUCACAUCUGCCUGUAUUAAAUUAUCCUUGAGCUGAUACCUUAAUACAUGUGCCCAUAAUGCUUAAAACCAAUACGUUGAUGGCCCAAAAAUGUCUUAUGUCACAUCAUACAUCCUUCUUCUGCAAGUGUUGUGUACCAGUUGGAAGAGUGAUUCCUGAUGCAUUCUGCAUAGACCGACAGAUUUUGCGGUGUUGCCAGUUGCUCUCCUUCUGUCCCAAACUAUACAUUUCAAUUGCUCUCUCCCUUGGCAGCUGGUAACACUAGAGUUUGUUCCGCAUGGUGACAGUGUUUCUGAUUCUCAUUAAAAUUAUAUUCUUGGAAUCCUAUUUCUCUCGCUCGGUAACGUAAUACUGUGUAGAUUUGUUUGCUGUAUCUCAUCCAUAAUAAACACAACGCUGACCAAAUAGCUCCUCUAUACCUACACUAACAUGAAUUCAUCAUUAAACAUUCUUCAAGCGCUAUACAACAGAAUGGUUCUACUGGUUGAUGCUACACAUGGCAUACUGGCCCCCACUUCUCUGCUCUCUGUUGGGCACGUGAACAGGCUUCCCACAGGCGCAGCCUUUGUGACCAACCCCCUCAAUGUGUCAACCGUCUGGAAUCACAAACUCCUUGUUCACCACAAUGGUCAAUAUUUAAGAGGAAAUUGAAGAGUAUAAAACACCUGAUCGUCUGUGUAAGUGCUUGCACUUCACACAGCCAGCACUUUUCACAAAUUUCUAUCUACGUGUAUUCGAUGACCGCUUUAUUUUGCACUGUAGCACCUCUCUUCAAAAGCUCCUAGAGUUAUAAGUUUGCACUGUCUACGCCAGAUUACCCUAUCCUGCUACGUGCCUGCUUUUCGCUUUUGAAAACUUUAUUGUCAGUCUUCAUCCAUUGUUUGAGGGCAGUAGAUUUGUUUCACAAAAAAGUCUUUGUUCAUACUAAUUUAUAUUUUACCCUUUGCUUGCUCUAGCCACCCUGUGUAAUUUCUCAAUAUAGGUUCCACAACUUCUAGUGUGUAUUAUGUAGCUAUGAUUUUUACAGGUUAGUAUUAUAUUUUGAGAUAGUGCUCACUACUUUUGUUUUUUUUUCAUUUGUUAGCUUUCAAUUCUGUGCUAAGUAACUUAUGGAUUUAAUCUGAUACAGCACUUCUGUGACUCCUUGCCUUCAACAAUACUAUUUAUUGUUGGUGCGCUAUUAAACAUAGCAAUCAAGAAACUGUACAAAAGAGUUAUUAAAAUUCUUAUAGCUUCCAGUUAUUGUGGAAUCAUAUGUAUGUUUCCGUUCUAGCUACCACUCUAUAAUUAUAUUUUCGCUCAUUAAGGCUACUUUUUGAUUAUUAUUUAUUUCUCAAUAAGACCAUAACUGUUGAUCGUUUAGCCAUUUUAAUGCAUAAAAAUAUUCUCUCUCACUCUAUCUUAGCUAAGAGACAUAUAACUAAUUAUACACAAAUGACUAAAUUUAAAAAUCUACAUAAUGUAUGAGUUCGUUUUUCGAAUCAGUGUUCUCCAUUUCGAAUUUUAUUUUAAAAAAGUAGAUAAAAAGAAAAAAACAACAUCUCAGGACGUAAUGAAUUAAGCAAAUCCACUUCCAAAAAGAUUUAUUUUCUAAGUAUUCUGUCUGUCUUCUGAUACAAUCUGCUUUUACAAAUUCGAUAGCCAGAUAAAGUUCCCAAAAUAUUUCCCAUUUGCACACACAAUAUGAUCCUUUCAAAUAUAGUACUUGCCAAGACUUUUAGCUGACAUAUCAAGAAGGAAGUAAAUUUUUGAGGAACUUCGUUUGUAAACAGUAGUAGAUCUAAAUUAUCAGUAAGUGUCAGGAGAUACCUGCUACCACUGAUACAAUGUACUGUCUGAGAAAGAGGUCUAUGACCUCGCCGUAUAAAUAUUUAUAACCUCCUCUUUUGGCUACCACAAGAAACCUGACAUUGUUCUUGUAUAAUUUUUCGUCGGUCAUGGGGUCUUUGCAAUCCUGGUAGUUUUCUGUUGGACGUGAAUUUCUUGUACCUCUUGUUGUGCUGCCAUGUGUAUUUAUUUUCUUUUUUUCGUUUAAUUUUUUUUCUUUUUUGUUCAUUGUCUGAAUAAGCCUCUUAACUGAAGCCUAUUUACAGAAAUAAUGUUUCACUCUAAUCAGAAGUGUAUGAUUCACUAAGUAUGACUAGUAAAAGGAAGACAAAGGGUCCCAUAGCUAUGGGAUCAUGCUUAUGAGCUAUGGAAAAUUUGAUAACAUAAACGAAGCACUACUGUAUACAGUGUACCUGAUAUGUGUUGUUGAGUGCAUGCCUGAACAAUAAAGAUAAA